AUGGCGGACACAAACGUUGAAAUUGGCUCCCAGGGUAAUGAACGGCCAGACUGGCUCGUCUACCCGGCUGACUCUUAUCGCUUCCGCGAGGAAUCCGCUCCCAUCGGUCGCGGUCUGCUAUUCAAGAGUUCGGAUGAUAUAGUGCGGAAACGCAUUCGAGCUUACAACCAGAAAGGGUUGCGCAUCACGGUCUGCGGAAUUAUUCUCUGCCAUCGCAAUGGGUUCCCGCACAUCCUGCUCUUAAAAGAUUCGGAGGGUUCCUGUGGACUUCCGGGUGGCAAGUGCAACGCUUUCGAGAACCCAAAAGACGCACUGCGUCGGAAGAUGGCGCGAUUCAUUUCAGUGGCCCGGAAAGGGUCCCAUCAGCUUGACCUUCGUGCCAAUGCCGAAAAUGUCAACGUUGGCGAGUUUCUCGGCGAAUUCUGGAGACAGGACUAUGAUUCCGAGGUGCUACCCUAUCUGCCAAUUCACGUCAACCGCCCGCGGGAGAAGAUUCUGAUUUACCAGGUAGUGUGUAAGAGCAACGGCAAUUUAAAAGAUUGCAGGUGA
Babesia ovata is the source of this 549-nucleotide messenger RNA. RefSeq names its product mRNA cleavage factor. Gene Ontology annotation, cellular component: mRNA cleavage factor complex. NCBI's taxonomy places the organism in Eukaryota, Apicomplexa, Aconoidasida, Piroplasmida, Babesiidae. Gene Ontology annotation, molecular function: mRNA binding. Bases 1 to 549 code for a protein of 182 amino acids. The transcript has a single exon. The record is from RefSeq and is a predicted model, not a curated record.